CCCUCGGUUAAACAAAUGAGUACUUGAGCUCAGUAAAUAUUACCAAGAAGAGGACAUUUUGAAAUCAUCGGUUUGUUACCAUUUAUAUGUCAGAUCAACUGUUCAUUGGCAAUGUUUUCGAGCCCCAGUACGUCCACACCCUUCUCCGUUAAGGAUAUAUUAAACCUGGAGCACCACACUGGUGCUGAGGACCUGGUCUCACUGGACAUCUCUCCACGGAUGGACUGUGCCUUACCGACCUCCUGCAUGCUGGCCCGUCUGAAACAGGAGCCUCUCCGGGAGAUAUCGUCUGGAAGCUCGCUGUUUGGAGAGGAGCUCCAUGGUGUUAAAGCCAACAGAAAUACUGACUUCAACUUCGCCGCUGCCUUUUAUGGGAAAUCUUUCUUAGAAAUGGAUAUCAAGGAUGGGAAGACGGACAGCUUGGAGGGGAAACACAGGAAAGACAUGUCCUACAUCUCUCAGAGCGAGCCGGUGGAGGACCUGAAGUCAGAGGACCCGGAUCGAACCGCCAAACCCCGGAAGCGCAGGAAGCCGCGCGUGCUGUUUUCACAGGCGCAGGUGUAUGAGCUGGAGCAUCGCUUCAAGCAGCAGAAGUACUUGUCGGCUCCGGAGAGAGAUCACCUGGCCGGGGUGCUCAAACUGACCCCCACACAGGUCAAGAUCUGGUUCCAGAACCGCCGCUACAAGUGCAAGAGACAGCGACAGGACCAGAGCCUGGAGAUGGUUGGUAUCCCGCCGCCGAGACGAAUCUCAGUCCCAGUGCUGGUCCGAGAUGGGAAGCCCUGCCUUGGAGACUCGACGACCUAUAAUACUUCAUAUAAUAUGGGCCUCAACCAUUUCACGUAUAACAGUUACCCAGCGUUCAGUAAUUAUCCCAGUCCUGGCUGUAAUAUGAACCAUGCGUGUAACUAUCCCACCACUGCGGUGCAGUCUAUCCAGCCCUCACAAAACAACGGGAAUUACAUGAACUUCGGCGUGGGAGAGUUAAAUAACGUUCAAAACACGUUUCCGUCCGGCAAUGGAGUGUCUUCUUUACAUGGAAUCAGAGCGUGGUGAACGAAGUAUCGAAAUAUAACAUUAUCAUCAGACAAAUUAAUGAUGUUUUAAAUUGCAUGCGCUUUUACACAAUGGACUCAUCGGCCUCGAGU
Oncorhynchus nerka (sockeye salmon) is the source of this 1148-nucleotide messenger RNA. RefSeq names its product homeobox protein Nkx-2.5-like. Gene Ontology annotation, molecular function: RNA polymerase II cis-regulatory region sequence-specific DNA binding; DNA-binding transcription factor activity, RNA polymerase II-specific. The coding region runs from base 112 to 1056 and encodes 314 amino acids. The transcript is spliced from 2 exons. Gene Ontology annotation, cellular component: nucleus. The record is from RefSeq and is a predicted model, not a curated record. NCBI's taxonomy places the organism in Eukaryota, Metazoa, Chordata, Actinopteri, Salmoniformes, Salmonidae. Gene Ontology annotation, biological process: regulation of transcription by RNA polymerase II; cell differentiation.